AUGGACCGAACGGCGACAGAGAACGCUUACUGGGACCGCAUCAAUCCCGUCCGCCGAACCCCCUCCAAGCUCCACAUCGCUACCCAGGCUCUCUUCCGCCUCAUCAAGGAGGAGAAGUCGUAUCACAAGGAGCUCCAGCACCAGAAGCAACGCGUCGAGAGACUUAAGGCCGAAUUGGCCAAGGGUAUCAAUGUCGAUGUCAACUCUGAGUACAUGAUCCGGCAAGAGGAACGUGCCAUCGCCCAGACUGAAGCCGUGUUCGCGCCUCUGCACAAGAAGAUCGAGGAUGGCAUAAAGUCGGUCCAGGAGGAGCUCGCCUACGCCGAGGACCCUACGCCCAUCGACGAACUGGAAAAUGCAAGGCAAGCCCUGUUACAGGCGAGAGAUGUUCUGGGGUUGCCGCCGAUCAAUCAGGACGAUUAUUAG
Scedosporium apiospermum is the source of this 426-nucleotide messenger RNA. RefSeq lists its product as uncharacterized. The transcript is spliced from 2 exons. Gene Ontology annotation, cellular component: cytosol; microtubule cytoskeleton. Gene Ontology annotation, molecular function: beta-tubulin binding. The record is from RefSeq and is a predicted model, not a curated record. Gene Ontology annotation, biological process: tubulin complex assembly; post-chaperonin tubulin folding pathway. Bases 1 to 426 code for a protein of 141 amino acids. Lineage: Eukaryota; Fungi; Ascomycota; Sordariomycetes; Microascales; Microascaceae.